UAAACAUUAGAAAAACAAAAAAUAUUCUAAGUAAAAUAUGUGAAAAUCUAAUUUGUUAGAUAACUCCAGGCUUUUGUUCUAGUUAUUUAGUACUAAAGCUAUGUUAUUAUUUUAUCAAAGUGAGUGAAAGUGAUACGAAAACUAAGAUGAGUACUGUUCGUGUGAAUACAGUAAAGGAAGUUCCUAAUCAGUACAAGCUACAUUUAUAAUAAAAAUUAAAAUAACUAAAUUAAAAAAAAAUCAUUCAGAACAUAAUAAAUAUGGAGGAUCUCUGUUCAACAUGUCUAUGUGUAGGAAGGAAUCUGUUCUUUAUUGGAGAGACGGGUUUCUAUAAUAUUUUUCAUCAAAUAUUAAAUGAAAUUCAGGUGUAUGAUACAUCACUAUGUGUGCGCGUGUGCUGGGAGUGCAGAGCUGCGCUGCAUCGCUUCCAGAUUUUCAAGUCACAAGUACAGCGCUCGUACACGCAGCUGUUACAUGUACAAGUACAGAAUGGUUCAUCAAAAUUAUUUUUAGCCAAGGAACCAAAGCUUAAGAUAGAGCAAGUUGUAAAUAUAAAUUAUCCAGAGACAAUAGUUAAAGAGGAAUCGGACGAUGACAUACCCAUAGACAAGCUUAAGAGCGAGGCCACAGACGAGAUGCAUUGUGAACCAGAGACAUUUGUCAGAGAUCUCAAUGUUACACACGCUAAGGAAUCUAAUAAAAAGAAGAAUAAAACUAGAUUAAAAAAGAAAAUCAAGAAAAAAAAGGAUAAGAUCAAAGUUGAUGAGAUCAGUGAUUCAGAGAAUUGGCCCGAUUUGAAUACAGAAGAUACGCAGAGAGAAGAGAAUCUUCUAGAAGAUGAGAUUGUUAAUGUCUGUGAUAAAGAAAUACAGAGAGAGGUUAAUUUAGAAGAAUUAGAUGUGAAAGACAUUCCGGGCGAGGUGGGGGAGGUGGGUGAGGUGGGGGAGGUGGGGGGCGAGGUUAGGGCUCCGCGCAGAGCUCCGCGGUCUCGUGAGCGUCUCCCGGAGCGACCGCAGUGUGUGGAAUGUGGUAAAAUGUUCAGCUCCAAGAAGACAUAUAGAUAUCAUCUCAAUGUGUUACACAAAGGUCAGAACAGGUAUCCGUGUCCGCGCUGCGGCAAAGUGUACCAGUGGAAGUCCAACCUAGGCAGACAUAUGAGGAGUCAUAAGGCUCGCGACUCUGGCGAACUUCAUUGCUCGCCGUGCGACAAACUGUUCGCCUCCGUGGCCACUUACAGGCAACAUCUCAGAGUCUCCCGCAGACACGUGCCCGAGACUGACUUCAGUUUCACAUGUGACGAGUGCGGCAAGAAAUUUGUGAGCAAAACACGACUGAGGGACCACAUCGAUUGGGAACAUCUGCACAACAUCAAGUUCCGGUGUCAUCUCUGCAACAAGGCAUACAAGUGUCACACGUCGCUGUACGUGCACCUGCAGAAUGUGCACCGCGACAAAGACGCGCGACACAACCUCUGCCACGUGUGCGGCAAGUCUUACCAGAACGCGGCUAAACUGAAGUAUCACAUAGUUGCGAUGCACACGAGCGAGACUCCGUACCGCUGCGAGAGAUGCGGCGCAGCAUUCGGCUGGUACUCAUCUCUGUACCGACACGUACGAGAAGUACAUUACAAGAUGAAAGUACAACCGAAGAAAACCAAGAAAGGAAAAAAGAAUGAUAUAACACCACACAUCUUACCACAGACAAUGCCAACAUAAACAUGACACACCUACUGAUAACACUUAAGAUUUUCGAUUGACACCAUUUAAAAACAAAAAAAAACCCUA
Papilio machaon (common yellow swallowtail) is the source of this 1784-nucleotide messenger RNA. Its product is annotated as zinc finger protein 184-like. Gene Ontology annotation, biological process: regulation of transcription by RNA polymerase II. Gene Ontology annotation, cellular component: nucleus. Lineage: Eukaryota; Metazoa; Arthropoda; Insecta; Lepidoptera; Papilionidae. The transcript is spliced from 12 exons. Bases 261 to 1715 code for a protein of 484 amino acids. Gene Ontology annotation, molecular function: DNA-binding transcription factor activity, RNA polymerase II-specific; RNA polymerase II transcription regulatory region sequence-specific DNA binding. The record is from RefSeq and is a predicted model, not a curated record.